Messenger RNA from Lactuca sativa (garden lettuce), 3798 nucleotides. RefSeq lists its product as uncharacterized. Gene Ontology annotation, biological process: protein phosphorylation. Gene Ontology annotation, molecular function: ATP binding; protein kinase activity; receptor serine/threonine kinase binding. NCBI's taxonomy places the organism in Eukaryota, Viridiplantae, Streptophyta, Magnoliopsida, Asterales, Asteraceae. The record is from RefSeq and is a predicted model, not a curated record.
AACAAAUGUAUAACUUUUACUGCAUGAUGUAUAAGUAACGUACAACUUUUGAUGCACAAUGUAUAAGUUGUUUAGUAUAAUUGCUCUAUUAGUAGACGGGAUGAAAUUACCUCUUUGAGACUUUAAAUUUCUGUUACCCAACGGCUGUUUUUAUUUUUAUUUCCCUUUCUCCUUUCUCUCUCUUUCUCUUUCAACUUUGCUUAAAGAAGCUCUUGAUAGUCACAGGAAUUACCUAUUCCAUUCCUUUUUCCAUUUCUCACCACUUUUAGAGAGAGAGAGAGAGUGUGUGUGUGUGUGAGAAAGAAAGGGGAAAAGGAGGGGUUUAGCUUCUUCCUUGAAUUUGAAGACUCUCUUUGAAGAUGUAUGAUUCUUUGAGCCUACUCACUCUUCAAGUUUCUCAGAUUCCAUUCACUUUUACAUUCCUUUUCAAGAAACCCAUUUCCAUUCCACCCCAUAAAUCAUUUUGUUUCUUCUACAAAUCCUUCCAAACUAAUUCACCAUAGAAAUUAACAAAAAAAACCCACUAAAAAUGUUGUCUUUGUUUGUCAUAAUCAUUACACUCUGUUUGUCAAUUCCUUCGUCUGUUUCAACUGAUUUUGAUGCCUUGGUCACUCUCAAACAAGGCUUUGAUUCUAUUCCUUUUGCUUUAGACACAUGGAAUUCCUCUAAUCCUACUUCUAUUUGUUCAUGGGUUGGAAUCAAAUGCUCUCACAACAGAGUAAUUUCACUUGAUUUGUCAAACAUGAGAAUCCAUGGCUCUGUUUCACCUGUUAUUUCGUCUCUCGACACUCUUACUGAGCUUUCCCUCGAUGGCAAUAACUUCACCGGGGAAAUCAAUCUCUCCAAUUUGACAUCUCUCCGGUUUCUAAACAUAUCGAAUAAUGCAUUCAGUGGUGGGUUGGAAUGGAAUUACGCAAACCUGCAAAAUUUGGAAGUCCUUGAUGCGUACAACAACAAUUUGUCGUUUCCACUGCCUACGGAAAUCACGAGCCUCAAGAAGCUCAAGUAUUUGGAUUUGGGUGGCAAUUUCUUCUAUGGCAAAAUCCCGGAGAGCUACGGGAAAAUGGUUAGUUUGGAGUAUUUGUCACUCGCCGGAAAUGACCUCCAUGGGAAGAUUCCGGUGGAAUUGGGGAAUCUUACAAAUUUGAAAGAGAUUUACAUGGGUUAUUAUAAUGUGUUUGAAGGUGGGAUUCCGAAGGAAUUCGGGAAAUUAGUCAAUUUAGUUCACAUGGAUCUUUCGUCAUGUGAGCUAGACGGACCAAUUCCACCGGAACUUGGGAAUUUGAUCUCCAUCGACACCAUUUUCCUGCACAUCAAUCUCCUUUCCGGCCCAAUUCCGAAGCAGCUCGGGAAUCUAACAAGCUUGGUGAAUCUUGACCUCUCUGCCAAUGCACUUUCCGGCGAAAUCCCAAAUGAGCUUGGAAAUCUCAAAAAUCUUAAGCUCUUGAAUCUAUUUAUGAACAGAUUACAUGGGUCCAUACCGGAUUUCGUCGCAGAUUAUCCAGACUUGCAGAAACUUGCUCUCUGGAGUAACAAUUUCACUGGUGUGAUCCCAGAGAAUCUUGGUCGGAAUCGGAAUCUUCAAGAGAUCGAUUUGUCUUCUAAUAAGCUCACUGGUACCAUUCCUCGUGAUCUCUGUGCCUCUAAUCAGCUAAGAAUCUUGAUUCUCCUCAAAAAUUUCUUGUUUGGAUCGAUUCCAGAGGAUUUGGGUACUUGUUCAACACUUGUUAGAGUGAGAUUAGGGGAGAACUAUUUGAAUGGUAGUAUCCCCGACGGAUUCAUUUACUUGCCGGAGUUAAAUCUACUGGAGUUGCAGAACAACUAUUUGUCCGGUAAUCUGUCAGAUAACAAGAAUCCUUCUUCAAGACCUGUUAAACUAAGCCAGCUAAAUUUAUCAUAUAAUCAACUCUCGGGUACCUUACCACCUUCCCUUUCAAAUUUCUCUUCCCUCCAAAUCCUUUUACUCGCCGGAAACAAAUUCUCCGGUCCAAUUCCGGCGACAAUCGGCCAACUCCACCAGGUAUUGAAGCUUGACCUAAGUGGGAAUUCCCUUUCUGGCGCAAUCCCACCGGACAUCGGAAACUGUGUUCAUCUCACUUACCUUGACUUGAGCCAAAACAAUCUCUCCGGCUCAAUUCCACUCGAAAUUUCAGAUAUCCGAAUUUUGAACUACUUGAACGUGUCGAGAAACUGCCUGAGUGAUUCCAUUCCGAAGUCCAUCGGAACCAUGAAAAGUCUCACAAUUGCCGACUUUUCUUUCAAUGAUCUCACGGGUAAACUACCCGAAUCCGGUCAAUUCACGUAUUUCAAUGCUUCUUCGUUUGCGGGCAACCCUCAACUUUGUGGCCGAUUGUUGAACAAUCCUUGCAAUGUUAGCGGAAUUAAAGAUUCCGCUAACAAAAAGCCUGGGAGGUUCAAGCUUAUAUUCGCGCUUGGCCUUCUUAUCUGCUCUCUAGUUUUUGCAGUUGUUGCUAUGGUCAAAGCCAAGACAUUUACAAAAUCGGGUACAAAUACUUGGAAAAUGACAUCCUUCCAAAAGCUCGAAUUUACAGUUUCUGACGUUCUUGAAUGCAUUAAAGACGGUAAUGUAAUUGGCCAAGGCGGGGCGGGAAUCGUCUACCACGGUAAAAUGCCUAGUGGGACCGAAAUUGCAGUUAAAAAGCUAGUUGGUUUUGGAAACACGACUCACGACCAUGGAUUUAGAGCAGAAAUCCGAACCCUAGGCAACAUUCGACAUAGAAACAUUGUAAGACUAUUGGCAUUUUGCUCAAACAAAGACACAAACCUUCUUGUGUACGAGUACAUGCGAAAUGGGAGCUUAGGAGAGGCAAUACAUGCAAAAAGUAAAGGAGGGAGUUUAGGGUGGCGUUUAAGGUACAAGAUAUCGAUUGAAGCAGCUCGAGGACUCUGCUACCUUCAUCAUGAUUGUUCACCGUUGAUUGUGCAUCGAGAUGUGAAAUCGAAUAAUAUCUUGUUAAAUGCGAGCUAUGAAGCUCAUGUAGCUGAUUUCGGGCUCGCAAAGUAUUUAGUCGAUGGUGGUGCAUCUGAAUGCAUGUCUGCGAUUGCGGGUUCAUAUGGUUACAUCGCACCCGAAUAUGCUUACACUUUAAGAGUGGAUGAAAAGAGCGAUGUUUAUAGCUUUGGAGUUGUGCUGCUUGAACUGAUCACUGGGAAGCGACCAGUAGGAGGAUUUGGCGACGGUGUAGAUAUUGUACAAUGGGCUAAAACAUUAACCAGAUGUCGUAAAGAAGAAGUCGGUUGUAUCAUCGAUUCCAGACUGGCUAAUGUUCCUCAAGAUGAAGCGAUGCAUUUGUUCUUUAUCGCUAUGUUAUGUAUUCAGGAAAACAGUGUUGAAAGACCGACAAUGAGAGAGGUUGUUCAAAUGCUCUCAGAAUUCCCACGAGACUCAACUCACACUCAAACAUCGUCAUCUUCAGUUGUUUAUCUUCAACCCAAGAAACUUGAUAAAGAUAAAACUUACCCAAAGGUUGGACAAGAUCUUUUGGUUUAGAAAUAUGGGUUUUGUUUGGAUUUUCCAAAUUCGCUUUUGUUAAUAACAUGAAAUGUGCAAAAGGGUGUCAAAAUUUCGCUCAUGUGCUCCUUUAUGGAUUAGAGUAUAGAAAAUCAGGGGUAAAUUAGUAAAUGUAGUCGGGUACUCACGGUGGCCUUUUGACUUUUGAGUAGGGUAGAUAUAAGAGAACCUUUGCAGUCUUGAUGUGUAUUCUUUUUGUUAAUAUGCAUGCGAAUGUAUGUAUUAGUAUUUUAUGUGCCUUAAUGAAACAAUGAAAAUCAAUAUUA